AUGCAGGCACUGGCGCGAGCGGCGCGGGUGCUGUGGCCGGCGGCGGCGGCGGGGAGGGGGCAGGCGCAGGCGCAGACGCAGGCGGCGCGGGGGAUCGUGGUGCAGGUGAGGGACGGCAACCUGGAGCGCGCGCUGCAGGUGAUGGAGCGCAAGAUGCGGUCCAGCGGCAUCGAGCGGCUCAUCAAGCGCCGGACGGAGCACCACGUCAAGAACUCGGAGAAGCGCGUGCUCGCGCGCAAGGCGCUCAUGGCGCGCGUCCGCUCCCAGGAGCUCGGCAAGAGCCUCCGCGACAUCCUCAUCAAGAAGAUCAGGACUGUGAGAACCUGA
Molecule: messenger RNA, 327 nt
Organism: Triticum turgidum subsp. durum (durum wheat)
Lineage: Eukaryota; Viridiplantae; Streptophyta; Magnoliopsida; Poales; Poaceae
Source: the annotation of a GenBank genome assembly